CUCGGAUACAAACGCUCGGCCUGAAUUGAGGCUGUAUUUUUUAGUAGUGGCGCAACUCUAACAGUUCACACAGAACUAUGGGAGCCGAUGUGGGAAGUAUUGAUGUUGUGCCCUGCUCUGGAGAUGUAAUAGCAAAAGAAGAACUUCCUCUUUAGUGCUCUGUGGUGACUGUAACCUCCACUGAAGUGGCGUUUAUUUAUUUAUUUUUGGGAAUAUCCGGGUGUUAAUGUCAGAGAAGGACGCGUGGUUCGCCGGACUGACUUUUCAAGCAGGAAUGGCCACAGCAAGACUCGAAUACGUCGCUCCGUGGUGGACAUACUGGCUGCACAAUUUCCCUCACCUCAAUUUCUUUUUCCAGUCAGUCGACAACACUUUCAAACCGGACGAGGCGAGCUAUCAGCAGUCUCUGAUAUUUCUAGCAUGUGUUGGUGCGGUGGGUCUGGGUCUGAGCCUGCUGGUUCUGGCAUUAUGUCUGGUCUGCCUGUGUUGCUGCCGAAGGGACAUAGAUGAAGACACCAAAAGACCUGAAACCUGCUGUCUCACCUGGUCUGCUGUCAUCACGGGGCUCGUGAUAUGUUCUGCUGUAGGAGUGGGUUUCUAUGGAAACAGCGAGACCAAUGAUGGGGUGUACCAGCUGACCUACUCGCUCUACAAUGCCAAUCACACAUUGGGUGGCAUCAACAAUCUGGUUGGAGGAUCUCUGGGCAAUGUUCAAACUGGACUCAAGCAGCAUCUGGAACGACUGGAUGAGAUCUUUGCCGCAAGGUCUGACUACCUGCAAGCUCUGCGCUUCAUGCAGUUGAUGGUCAACAACGUCAUCCGCGAGAUGACCACUCUGCCGGAUAUCAGCAAAGCUAAUGUUGACUUGGCAGCAAUUGCUGACCAAACAGCCUUUGUUGAGUAUUACAGAUGGCUGACCUAUCUGCUGCUCCUGAUCCUGGAUCUGGUCAUCUGCUUGGCUGUGUGCUUGGGAAUGGCCAAGCAGUCUCGAUGGCUGCUCAUCACGAUCAUGGCUUUUGUCGCGCUGUCUCUGAUCCUGAGCUGGGCCUCACUGGGAGCAGGCACUGCUACAGCUGUGGGCACCAGUGACUUUUGUGUUUCUCCAGACAAGUUUAUUGUUAACCAAACCAAGGAUUUCCUCAGUGCAGAUGUUGCACACUAUUAUUUGUUCUGCAGCCCGAAUCUACCAAACCCUUUCCAACAGUCUUUGACAAUCUGCCAGCGUUCUUUGACCACCAUGCAAAUUCAGAUCCAGGGCUUGCUGCAGUUCUCGGUACCCAUCUUCCCCACAGCUGAGAGAGACCUUUUGGGGAUCCAGCGACUGCUGAACUCCACCGAGUUCAGUCUACACCAGUUAACAGCCUUGCUCGACUGCCGUGGGCUACAUAAGGACUACCUGGAUGCCCUAAUGGGUGUGUGCUAUGAUGGGGUGGAAGGGCUCCUCUACCUCUCUUUGUUUUCCCUUCUGGCUGCCUGCGCACUCUCUGCCAUGCUGUGCGCGAUUUUCAGAGUGUGGACACUAAUGGGCAGCAGGGACAAAGAGUAUGACGACAUAGAUGAGGAGGACCCAUUUAACCCCCAAGCCCGGCGGAUAUCCUACAACCCCAGAAGGUCCAACAUCCACAGUUUCUGUAGCUAUACCAGCAGCCUCGGCAGCCAGGCCAGCCUUCACCCGCCUCCGCAGUCUGCCUCUAAUACCAUACCACCUCCUGAAUACAUGAAUCAGUCCAUGCUGUUUGGAGGGAGUCCUCGGUAUGAGAAUGUGCCGCUCAUAGGGAGAGGAUCCCCACCCCCCUCGACAUUUAAAAACCUACUCGCCCAGUAUGAGGACCACCUAUCUAUCUAUGACUGACGCCCAGAUCAGACACUUCGGGACUGACUUCCAGGUGUAGCCUGCAACCUACUGAAUCCUUUUCAGAGAAACACUGUCUGACACUCUGGGCUCUCACCGAGGAGGCUGUCUUCAUGGUGUACUCCUGUUUACUGGAGCUGCAGCUGCUGUCCCUCUUUGAGAUGUGAAAGCAGGCCACACGAGGCAUUGACCUCAGUAACUCACCAAUGCAGUGCUGCAAAAGCCCAGCACGCAGUUGUUAACAGAGACGGCCUGUAUGGGUUCAAGACUCAAGACUGCUGUUGAUGUUGUCUUGUAUGGAAACACUGUUACUCCAACAUUAGCAUUGAUACGAGCCACAUUAAGAGCCUGAUUGGAUGAAAAAUGUUUGUCGCUUUUUCCUGUAUUCUGAUGGCCUGCAUGGAUACGAUCAUCGAUACCGUCAGUAUUUUUGAUGUGACAUAGGAUGGCUGAAUAUGACCCAUAGACCUGUCAUCACGGCAUUUUGAUUUUUGCAAAAUCCCCCUUGGCUGCAACUUAACUACUUCAUUUUUUAGACCUUUGUGUGACUUUUAAUGGUGUUAAGUACCUACCACACCAUAUUUUAAACCUUUUCUAAAUGAUAAGAAAAAUGAAACCAUAUUAUAUGGUGUGGUUUUGUUGUGAAGAGCCAAAGAUGCUACUAAGUUGAUAUCUGUGAUCGGUUUUAUCUUUCUAGAUAACUGCCACAGGUUUAAGCAUCUUAUCUUUCUGUAGUCAUGUAUGACCUGCUGAUCAGGGAUGAGUCAAAUAGUCGUAGCUGAGAGGUGUAUUAUUGUUUUGCUACAUGUGGAGACCAUAGCAGUUGCAUGUGGGUAAAAUCCCCGAGACAAAAUAAGCACAACAGAAUGGGAUUUAAUUCACCUCCAAGCAUUUAUCUCUGUGCUGUAGAGCAGUUGGUAAAAUAUAAACUGAAUUUGUAGAAAUUUGAGGUUUGCUCUCAGAUCCAUCUGCCCCCAGAGAAACUGUUUUCUUCAGCACUGGAGAAAUCUGCUGUGUGCUGUUUGUUGUUUUGGAUAAUGUAUCAAAGUAAACUCAUGUUUGACCAUAAAUGCUGUAUUCAGA
Molecule: messenger RNA, 2935 nt
Organism: Epinephelus lanceolatus (giant grouper)
Lineage: Eukaryota; Metazoa; Chordata; Actinopteri; Perciformes; Serranidae
Gene: ttyh2l
Product: tweety homolog 2, like
Cellular component (GO): plasma membrane
Molecular function (GO): intracellularly calcium-gated chloride channel activity; volume-sensitive chloride channel activity
Source: RefSeq, a predicted model, not a curated record